ACGAUCCACUCUGCUCCUCUACAACCCUUGGCAGAUUUAGCCGAUUAUGUAAAGAAAUCAAAUGCGCCGCCUAUCGUCGUAAUCGAGUUAUGUCCCUUGAAUGUUUUCAUUGUUUGACCAAUGAAAAUCUUCGUAACAUAAGGUAAAAAAAAUAUGACGUAUUCAACAAUGGCGGCCUCCACAGAAUAUCAAGAAAUAAUUUGCAAACGAUUUAAAAUACAGUCUUUGACAGAUAAACAAUCAAAAACCAUCAGUGCGAUUGAACAAGCAAAAGAUGUGUUUCUAUGUACCAGAACAGGUAGUGGAAAGUCGUUAACCUACGAGUACUUUCCAGUGCUACAUCCAGGAAAAUGCGUUGUUGUCGUGGCCCCCUUGUUAAGUGUCAUGCAGGAACAAUGUUAUAAACUCAACAAUCUGGGUUUUAAAGCUACUUUUAUCGGUAAAGACUUUCGAGAAUCCGGUGCAUUAGAACAAGGUGCGUUUGAUUUUGUGUUUGGCAGUCCAGAGUCCUUCAUUAAUAACAGCAAUUGGAGAGAGAUGUUGAAGUCCGAAAUUUACCAAAGUAAAUUACAGUUGAUUGCUGUUGAUGAAGCCCAUACUGUUACACAAUGGGGUGAAGGUGAUAAAGAUGAAGAGCCCUUUCGAGAGGCAUUCGCCAACAUAGGGGAGUUACGGUCAAUCUGUCCAAAGGCAACUCUACUUGCGUUAACUGCAACAUCUGGACCUAGUCAGCGUAGAAGAAUAAUGAAAAUGUUAUGCUUUCGUUCAAAUUCUGAUAUCAUAUUAGAUUCACCAGAUCGGGAGAACAUUAAAAUCACUUCAGUGUGUAUUCCUAAUUCUGACAAUUUAGAAAAAGUUUUCAAAUGGCUAAUUGACAGUGUGAGGUUAAACAAAGUUAAAACUGAGAGACAUGUAGUUUUUUGUGAAAGUAUUUCUGAUGUAUCAAAAAUCUACACAACCUUUGUGAAACAUUUUGGAAAUGACUGUGAAUUAUUUGAAAUGUUUCAUAGCAAGACUGAUGAGAAAGUAAAAGAAAUUAUUUCUAAAGACAUGAGUAAAGAUGGCAAUAUCAGGGUUUUGAUCUGUACAAAUGCUGCAGGUAUGGGCGUUAAUUUUCACAAUGUGCAUCAUGUUGUCCAUUAUAAACUACCUAGAAAAUUAGAUACAUUUGUGCAGCAGAUGGGAAGAGCAGGGAGGGAUGGACAUUUAUCUGAUGAACUGAUAAUGUAUAAAAGUAACAAAAAUCACCUUAAAAGGGUUGAAAGCGAGCUUGUUCGAUUGGCUAAAGAUGAUAGUAAAUGUAGACAUGAACUCCUAUGUGAAGCAUAUCUUUCACCUAAUAAAAAAAUAUUACCAUCUCAUGACUGUUGUGAAGUUUGUGAAAAAAGUUGUGAUUGUAAAAGUGAUCUGUGUCCUCGAAAACAUGAUUAUUUUAAAACAGAAAAUGAAGAUAGUGCUUCAGAUUCUGAAGAUGAAAUGACCAGAUCUGUUAGCGAUAAAGAAAAAAAAUUAAUACAUGAUAAACUGGUGUUUUAUAAAUCACAAAUGUCCAUAGAUUGUAUAAUAGAUUUUGAAGUAGUGCACGGACUAACAAAUGAAGUUCUCAACAAAUUGGUGCAAAGCAGCGAUUCAAUAUUUACACCUGAUGAUGUUAUGAAAAAGUUUCCAAUAUGGUCAACUGAUACAGCUACUGAAGUCAGUAAAAUUAUCUCUGAAGUUGUUGGCGACUCUGAUAUGUAUAAUUUUGCAGGAGACACUGAAGAGUCAGAUUGAUAUUUGGGAAUAAAUAUGCUUUAUUUUCAAUAGUUUGGUGUUACUGAGUUAACUUUAAUAAGAGUAUAAACCAUUGGCACUGUGAUAAACUGAAAUUAUAUUUCCAGGUACAUUACAAAUUAAAUUUUUGUGUAUACUAUAACAUAAAUGCAUCUAAACAAAAUAAUUAUCAUUUAAAUCAAAAAUUCAAAUACCAUGAUAGCAAUUUUACAUUCUUUUUGU
Molecule: messenger RNA, 1995 nt
Organism: Magallana angulata
Lineage: Eukaryota; Metazoa; Mollusca; Bivalvia; Ostreida; Ostreidae
Product: ATP-dependent DNA helicase RecQ-like
Exons: 2
Coding region: 154-1773 (539 amino acids)
Biological process (GO): double-strand break repair via homologous recombination; telomere maintenance
Cellular component (GO): nucleoplasm; chromosome; cytoplasm
Molecular function (GO): 3'-5' DNA helicase activity; four-way junction helicase activity; nucleic acid binding
Source: RefSeq, a predicted model, not a curated record